AUGGUCCUUAAGUUUGUUAUCUUCGCUUCCGCUUUGUGCCUUACCUUGGCCUAUCCCCUGGAUCAUCAUUACUACGAAGGUGGCCACGAACAGGCCUACGAAGUAGCACAUGAUUAUGGACAUGGCCAUCAGAUCGAACGUUUGGGUGAGGGCUAUGGCCAAGAAGAACAUCAUGAGGAGCAUCAUGAAGAUGAACAUGUUGAUUAUUAUGCACCCCCCAAAUACGCUUUCAAAUAUGGUGUAAACGAUUAUCACACCGGUGAUGUUAAAUCUCAACAUGAGACUCGUGAAGGUGAUUCCGUAAAGGGUCAAUACUCUUUGGUUGAACCUGAUGGCUCGAUUCGCACCGUGGACUACACGGCCGACAAGCACAAUGGCUUCAAUGCUGUUGUACACAAAACUGCCCCCAUCCAUCAUCAGGAAGAGGCCCACGAACAUCAUUAUUAA
Messenger RNA from Musca domestica (house fly), 447 nucleotides. Its product is annotated as cuticle protein 19. NCBI's taxonomy places the organism in Eukaryota, Metazoa, Arthropoda, Insecta, Diptera, Muscidae. The record is from RefSeq and is a predicted model, not a curated record. Bases 1 to 447 code for a protein of 148 amino acids. Gene Ontology annotation, cellular component: extracellular matrix. The transcript has 4 exons.